GCAAGCAAAUACCGCCUUGCGCUCAACGCGUUCAGUACACUUCUGACGCGCGCUUUUUGCGGCCGUCGCAACAACACAGCUACCUCAAUUUUAAUUUUUUUAUAAAACUAUUUAAAUGUAUCAUUUUGCGAAAGUAGCGCGCGCGCGUACGCUUAUCGCCAAAGCGGCCGAGUGACGAGACAACCUAUCUAGCAAGCUAGCGUCGUCGAGUAGAAUAGUAAGGCGUAGACAAGGCGACAAUUAAUCCUAGCAUGCGCCUGUUCGCUACAAUUGGCAUACAUACUAGUGACAGUAGAAGAAGAAGAAAGCAAAAAAGCAAAUAAACUAAGAAUAAUAUAUAGAAAACACAAGUGAAUAAUCGCUUCAAGAUUCCAGGAACCUUCAUUCAAAACGAAAAUAAAGUCUAAAUAAAUGUUAUCACCAGAGAGAUAAUAAAACUAACAAACGUAUGAAAUUAUUAAGAAAUAAAAGAUAUGACAAGUGAUAAAAAACAGUGCUAUAAACAGUUGUGCAAUAAAGCAGAGAAUAGCAAGUAUACGAUGGAGGAAUCCAAAUACUCAUAAAGUGUUUAAAAAGUAGUGCAAAAUACGAGAAUAAAAAAUAUUGAAAAUACUAAUAGUAUUAGCUUAGAGGGGGCGGUUGCUCGCUGAAUGAGCGUUUUUGUACAGCUGUGAACAUGAAAGUCUCAGUUUUGGCGCAGUCUUAAAGCCAAAUUGUCAACAACGAGCGUAAAUAUUAGUUUCAUAACCAAAAAAGCAAAAAAAACGGAAAGAAUUUGCCGUAAAAUACUAUCAGUGAUAACAAGAGUGAGAGCUAGCAACAAACACCAAUAACAAAAACGACGACGAUAAUAACAACAGGAAAAUAGCAAAAAUAUUUAAUUAGCAACCGGCGCAGUAACAACAACAGCAACAAUGGUUAAAGACAGACUACCCGAGCUGCUACAGCGCUCCAAUAGCGUGCUGUCCACCGUCUCUGCCACGAAUGGUACGGCAUUGUUUCAGCGUUCCAGCAAUAGCGAGCUCAAAUUAGCCGAGAUGAGUGCACCCAUGGACGCGAUACUCAAUCCGUAUUCGGAGAUACGAGUACAAUUGGCACAAAUCUCUGCGAAUUUGGAGACAAUGAGUCGAAUGGUGCAAACAAUAAAUAUACGUAAUUUUAAUGAAAAGGAAAUGGAUGAACUGCGCACACAAAAUUUAAAAAUGGGCAAUCAGCUGAUGAACAAAUUCAGAGAAUUCAAAGCGAAUAUGCCGCCCGAGAAUGAUUUCACAUUGGAGGCGCGCAUGAAGCGCACACUUUUCUACGGGCUCUAUCAGAGUUACAUACAAAUAUGGACGAAAAACGAAGAGUUCCUGCAAUUGUAUGAGCGCAAGCUAAAGAAAAAUCUGGAAAUGCAUUCGAAAAUCAUGAACUGCAAUUCCACCGAAGAAGAAAUUGAAGAACUGAUAGCAAAUAAGACGACGAAUCUGUUUGUUGGCAAUAUUCUAGAAGAGACCGAAAAUGAACGACGCACACUCCGCGAUUUGAUGGAUCGUUUCAAUGAACUCAAGAAAUUGGAAAAGUCCAUUGAAGAUGUGCAUGCCUUAUUCCUGCGUAUACAAACACUCGUAAUGGAACAGAGUGAAACGAUAAAUCGCGUUGAAUUUGUUGCACAGCAAGCGACGCAUUUCGUUGAUAAAGGUCAGAAUAAGCUGCAGAAAGCAGAGUCACUGAAAAAGAAAGCUUUAAAGAAGAAGUUUUGGCUUAUCGGCAUCGCGAUGGCUGUGUUAAUUGUAUUAAUAUUAAUUGGUAUAUAUUUAUGAUCGAAAAACAAAUAUAUUUAUAAUAAAAUAAAUUCAAACCGCA
Molecule: messenger RNA, 1845 nt
Organism: Zeugodacus cucurbitae (melon fly)
Lineage: Eukaryota; Metazoa; Arthropoda; Insecta; Diptera; Tephritidae
Product: syntaxin-4
Exons: 9
Coding region: 915-1802 (295 amino acids)
Biological process (GO): vesicle-mediated transport; intracellular protein transport; vesicle fusion
Cellular component (GO): SNARE complex; synaptic vesicle; endomembrane system
Molecular function (GO): SNARE binding; SNAP receptor activity
Source: RefSeq, a predicted model, not a curated record